AUGCCAGCAGUGGAAGCCUGGAAGUUUCUGGAGGAAACUUUCUGCCUGGCUACGGUGGUGGUGGCUUUGUCGGAGUUGGCGGUUGUGCUGGGGUUGGCGGUUGUGCCGGGGCUGGUGGUUGUGCCAGGGUUGGUGGUUGCAUCGGGGUUGGUGGUUGCAUCGGGGUUGGUCGUUGCAUCGGGGUUGGUGGUUGCAUCGGGGUUGGUCGUUGCAUCGGGGUUGGUGGUUGCGCUGGGGUUGGUGGGUUUGGCAGGGUUGGUGGUUGCACGGGGGGCGGCGGUUGCAUCGAGGUCGGUGGUUGCAGGGGGUUGCACAGCAGACCUGGGCAAUGAGAAGAAGGGGUAUUAUCGACGGCAUCGCGUGUGUGACGAGCACUUCAAAGCACCCGUGGUUCUUGUGGGGGGUCAGGCUCAGCGCUUCUGCCAGCAGUGCAGCAGGUUCCAUGUGCUGGGUGAGUUCGACGAGGGCAGGCGCAGCUGCCGCAUGCGCCUCCAGGGACACAACAGCCGCCGCCGCAAGUCACAUGCCAAGGCGAGUCAGCAGGAGUAG
Molecule: messenger RNA, 549 nt
Organism: Closterium sp. Yama58-4
Lineage: Eukaryota; Viridiplantae; Streptophyta; Zygnematophyceae; Desmidiales; Closteriaceae
Source: the annotation of a GenBank genome assembly